Sitophilus oryzae (rice weevil) is the source of this 1026-nucleotide messenger RNA. Its product is annotated as jerky protein homolog-like. The coding region runs from base 1 to 1026 and encodes 341 amino acids. Gene Ontology annotation, cellular component: nucleus. The transcript is spliced from 3 exons. Lineage: Eukaryota; Metazoa; Arthropoda; Insecta; Coleoptera; Curculionidae. Gene Ontology annotation, molecular function: DNA binding. The record is from RefSeq and is a predicted model, not a curated record.
AUGUUCAUACAAAACCGGCUAGUAGAAGAACUACAGUCGGAUGAGAUUAUGGAAAUGAUCUCGGAUCUUACACCACCAGUCCAACUCUUGACGCGCACCUACAACGUCCUGUUUCCGAACAGAGGCGAGUGGGAUAAGCCGGGAAACGGCUUAUUACAUGCGGAAAUGUGUUGUUUAGAUGCAGGUGGUGGUGUUCAGCAUGUUGCGAAACUUCUCAAGAUACCAAAAUCAACAGUAUCCGAUAUAAAGAAGAACAGAGUGAAGAUUCGAAAUUUUGUUGCAAGGUCGUACACUGAUAUAGGCCAGAGAAAAGUUAUGAAAAAGCCCGAGAAUCCUGAUGUGGAAGAGGCGUUAUACACUUGGUUUCUACAGCAACGUAAAAAUCACAUUCCUGUCUCUAGUGAAGUCUUGCGCACAAAAGCCAGAUUUUUUUAUGAGUGCAUCACUGGAAAGACUAACUUUCAAGCUAGUUCAGGAUGGCUUGACAAAUUUAAGCCAAGACGCGGCAUUCAUUUUUUAAAAGUAUGCGGAGAACGUGUUUCAAGUGACGCUGAAGCAGUUGCUCCUUUCCAACUUAAACUGCAAGCCCUGAUUGAGAAAAUGCAAUUAACUAAAGAGCAAGUCUACAAUGCGGAUGAAUCCGCACUUUUUUGGAGGGUUUUGCCAAACACAACGUGGGUGCAUAAAGAUGAGAAAUCGGCACCAGGGAGGAAAGUUUCAAAAGACCGUGUAACCUUUAUGCCAUGCUCAAAUGCAUCAGGCACACAUAAGUUGCCGUUACUUGUGUUAGGUAAAUCUAAGAACCCCCGAGUUUUCAAAAAUGCACAGUUGCCUGUGAAAUACGAGGCUAGUACCAAAGGAUGGAUGACCCGAAACAUAUUCUCUGAGUGGUUUAAAACAAUCUUUGUUCCUGAAGUGAAACAAUAUCUGAGUAACGCCAAUAAGCCAGCAGGGCACUGCUUCUUGUUGACAAUGCGCCUUCACACCCACCCGAAGAAGAGCUCAAUACGAAUCCAAAUUUCAUAG